Hyalella azteca is the source of this 1601-nucleotide messenger RNA. RefSeq lists its product as uncharacterized. The record is from RefSeq and is a predicted model, not a curated record. The transcript is spliced from 7 exons. NCBI's taxonomy places the organism in Eukaryota, Metazoa, Arthropoda, Malacostraca, Amphipoda, Hyalellidae. The coding region runs from base 1 to 939 and encodes 312 amino acids.
AUGGCAACGCCUGCCUUACUUUUUACGCUGCUGGUGGCAGCCUUGCCAGCCACUGCAACGGAACUGACCUCUCCUCGCGCCAACGAAGUUAUUGAAACGUUGUGGUUCGAAACUUCUUUGAGAAGCAGCCUGUUCUCGACGUGCAUCAGACAAGCAGCUUUGCUGCCGGGAAGUCUCUGGUUGGUAGCCAUAGGGCAACAAGGCUUCGUGCAGGUCACAAGCUCAAGUGCUCAGAACAUCACAUGGCAGGUCGCUGAUGAUGCUAAGACUCUCUUCGCUUGUGCCCAGGCCACCGUGGACGCUGCCAAACUGAUGUUCAAGUUCAAUGGAGGGUCCUGCAUGAUCGCAAUGAAUGGUUUCUAUAAUCCAUGGAAUGAUGCAUGCGAUGGUGAGACGGUCUAUGUCGGCUAUGAUGGUACAAGUGGAUGCCUCACUCUUUUUGGCGGGUUUUUGGAUGGCCAAAACAUAACGAAUGAUGGACUGUGCUACUCGACGUGUGUUGGAACGAAAGUACACCUUCAAGAUGAUACUGAAGAAGAAAUCCCGCAAGAUGCAGUGUCUUGCAUUGGAACUGACGCACUCCCCCACAUCCUCACAUCAGAUAUUGCACAGAGCUUCUGUACGGCAGCGAUGGAUUGUGCGUUGAUUGGACUCGCCCUGGCCCAAGUAGACACGCAGGAGAACUUGAAUGCCGUGAUGAGCGCCGCUGCCUCGAAAUCUGAGGCGCCACAUUUCUGGGUGAACGUGCGAUACAUCGACGGUGCUUGGGUCCACAUGCCCAGCAGGACACCCGUGGCCGCUGACAUGUGGGAUGGUCCCGCUGACACCUCCUCCUGCGUGGUCAUCCUGCAGUCCGGGAAACUUUCGACAUGGCCGUGCACCGAUAACCUUUACUUCAUGUGCGUCGACACCAGCAAGACCAUCGAGCCGUGUCCAUAGACAUGAUAACCUUUACUGCACCGAUAACCUUUACUUCAUGUGCGUCGACACCACCAAGACCAUCGAGCCGUGUCCAUAGACAUGAUAACCUUUACUGCACCGAUAACCUUUACUUCAUGUGCGUCGACACCAGCAAGACCAUCGAGCCGUGUCCAUGGCGAUGACGUGCUACGGCUGCGCUGCGACGAAGACGUCGAAUCGUGUUAGAGAUAGAUGACGCUAAACACGUAAAUUAAACAGCUUUCAAAAAUGUUCUUCAUAGGUAGUUUUACAGUGUUUGCAAUAGGAAAAACCCUGUCAUAAUUUGAUGGUUUUGAUGGUAAGAUUAUUUUCAGGAUAAGAAUUAAUUUUAUUCAAAUUAAUUGACCAUGGUUGAACAUUUUUUCAAUUUUAUGUGAGAACUCCUCAUCUUGAUAAAACUGGACGUAAGAAAAUUUGGAGUGCAUUUGCACAGAAUUGUCCUUUUUCGAGAAAAUUUCAACUGUCAUAAAUUUUGGGUGUAUUGAUCUCUUUGAUCUACACCCAAAGUUUGGGUGUAUUGAUCUCAGGAUGCCAGCUAUACAAGUCGCCUAGAAAUUGCCAUUUAAACGCUAUUUUUAUAGAAUUGAGCAGCACGCUAAAAACUCGUGUAUGGUGCAUUUUUGUCUUUAGAUAAAAUAAUA